AUGGGGAUGUGGGCCGAGGAUAAUUGGGCUUGGAGGGUGGAAUGGACUCGCGGGCUUAGAGGACGAGAGGAAAGUCAAGCCAACGACCUCCUGAACCUUUUAAAUAAUUUCUCUUUAAAGGUUGGCCUGGAGGAUGGAUGGAUUUGGAAACGUUCCACCAAUGGAGUUUACACCGUUAAGUCCGCCUACAUUGCUAUCCGAGAGGCCACUGGAAUGAGUGAUUCCCAAACAACGAAGAAGGAGUUUGCGAGUAUCUGGAAAGCGGCAGCCCCCCACAAAGCGAGAUCAACGGCUUGGAGAAUUUUCAAAGGCCGCCUUGCGACGUGGGACAACCUCCACAAAAGACAGAUUCAAGUUCCAACAGCGGCGUCUCUGUGUCCCCUUUGCAAAUCUCAUCCGGAGGACUUGAAGCAUUUACUUUUCUCCUGCUCUUUCUCGAUGAACAUCUGGAAAAGUAUCUUGGACUGGCUUGGCUUUCAAGCGGUGCUUCAGCAAUCUCCGAUCGAGCAUUUUCUUGCCUUCACUAAUAUUGGUAAGAAAGAGAUGGCCAACUUUCUCUCUAGUGUUUGGAUCUGUACUACUUGGUGUAUUUGGAAGAUGAGGAAUGAGUUUGUGUUCAACCAAGGGAAAGGUGACAUUGAGAAAAUGGUGGCCGAGAUUAAGUCGAGAUUAUGGAGUUGGUCUAAAGUUUACAAGUUGGGAGCGGCGAACUCAGAUUUUCGUUCAUGGGUUUCUUCUCCAAAGGUCCUGAAUUGA
Messenger RNA from Salvia miltiorrhiza (redroot sage), 756 nucleotides. RefSeq lists its product as uncharacterized. The transcript has a single exon. The record is from RefSeq and is a predicted model, not a curated record. Bases 1 to 756 code for a protein of 251 amino acids. NCBI's taxonomy places the organism in Eukaryota, Viridiplantae, Streptophyta, Magnoliopsida, Lamiales, Lamiaceae.